AAACUAAACUAAAGCGGCCGCCGUCGUCCUCCUCUUGUCUAUCUCCUCCAUCUUCCAAACCUAAAAAACAAACAGCCAGCCGACUGAGAGAUUUUCUUUCAUUCAUUUUACGAUUCAGCAGGGAGGGAGGGAAGGAAGGGAAGGUUCAAUCAGCCAGCAAGCAAAGCAAGCAAGCAGAUUGCAUAUACCGAAAAUGAUGGCAGUUGGUGUGUCGGCCCUGCAAAUAACUGCAGCAAGGCCGUCCGUUUUUCUUACACAAAGAACUCUCGGGGCUACGAUGGCAACUUUUGUACAUGAAUCCGAUAGAAUUUUGUCAUCUAAGCUUACCAGCUCUUCUCAUCUGUCAUCGGUGCUAAAUAUUAAGCAUAAGUGCACAACAAGUCGUCCUAGGUUUCAAAAGUUCGUUACGAGGUCGAUGUCAGAAGCUUCUGGAAGCAAGUCGGUUUCCCAGCUGUCCAUUGAUUUAAAAGGUAAAAGGGCGUUUAUUGCUGGUGUUGCUGAUGACAAUGGAUAUGGUUGGGCUAUUGCAAAAUCGUUAGCGGCUGCAGGUGCUGAAAUUCUUGUUGGAACAUGGGUGCCUGCCUUAAACAUAUUUGAAAUGAGUCUACGCAGGGGCAAAUUUGAUGAAUCACGGGUGUUGCCAGAUGGUUCUUUGAUGGAGAUUACUAAAGUUUAUCCACUGGAUGCUGUCUUUGAUAACCCCGAGGAUGUACCCGAAGAUAUUAAAACCAAUAAACGUUAUGCUGGAGCAAGUAACUGGACAGUGCAGGAAGUUGCAGAAUCAGUAAAGCAAGAUUUCGGUAGUAUCGAUAUUUUGGUGCACUCACUUGCCAAUGGGCCAGAGGUCACAAAGCCGCUGUUGGAAACAUCCCGGAAAGGUUAUCUAGCCGCGGUAUCUGCGUCUAGUUAUUCCUAUGUUUCUUUGCUCAAACAUUUUCUUCCAAUUAUGAACCCCGGUGGUUCGUCAAUAUCGCUUACGUAUAUUGCUUCUGAGAGGAUAAUUCCCGGAUACGGUGGGGGUAUGAGUUCAGCAAAAGCCGCACUCGAGAGUGACACAAGAGUGCUUGCUUUCGAAGCAGGAAGAAAACAUAAAAUUAGGGUCAACACAAUAUCCGCAGGUCCACUUGGAAGCCGUGCUGCUAAAGCAAUUGGAUUUAUCGAUACGAUGAUUGACUACUCUUUCGCAAAUGCACCUCUACAGAAAACACUAUCUGCAGAUGAGGUGGGGAACACAGCAGCAUUCUUGGCAUCACCAUUGGCUUCUGCCAUUACGGGUGCUCUUAUAUAUGUAGACAACGGCCUGAAUGCAAUGGGUGUGGGGGUCGACAGCCCGUUGUUUAAAGAUCUUAAUGUUCCAAUGGACAAACAUUAGUAAAAUGUACAAGUCGAAAGGUAUGUGUUGAGAAUAAAGUUUUUGAAGUUCCGGCUAGUAGAUUUAUAUCUUAGUUGUUUGUAAGUUAAGCGAAGAUUGUGACAACUUAAUCAUGUAAAAUUAGAAGAUGUAAGUCGUAAAAAUAUCUAUCCUUCUGAUUCCUUGAAA
Molecule: messenger RNA, 1540 nt
Organism: Helianthus annuus (common sunflower)
Lineage: Eukaryota; Viridiplantae; Streptophyta; Magnoliopsida; Asterales; Asteraceae
Product: enoyl-[acyl-carrier-protein] reductase [NADH], chloroplastic
Exons: 12
Coding region: 194-1372 (392 amino acids)
Biological process (GO): fatty acid biosynthetic process
Molecular function (GO): enoyl-[acyl-carrier-protein] reductase (NADH) activity
Source: RefSeq, a predicted model, not a curated record